Molecule: messenger RNA, 1365 nt
Organism: Asparagus officinalis (garden asparagus)
Lineage: Eukaryota; Viridiplantae; Streptophyta; Magnoliopsida; Asparagales; Asparagaceae
Product: malate dehydrogenase, mitochondrial
Exons: 7
Coding region: 93-1133 (346 amino acids)
Biological process (GO): malate metabolic process; tricarboxylic acid cycle
Cellular component (GO): cytoplasm; mitochondrion
Molecular function (GO): L-malate dehydrogenase (NAD+) activity
Source: RefSeq, a predicted model, not a curated record
CACUGUCGCUCUCUUUCUCUCGAUCAACUUCCCUUUUAUCACUAUCUUUUCUCCUCCUCUCCUUUCCUUUCUCAGCUCAAGAGAAAAGAAAAAUGAGGACCUCUCUGCUCAGAUCUGUGGAAUCCGCCGUCAAGAGGAGCAGAUCCGCUCACCUCCGGCGAUCUUUCCAUGCCGGCGCCGUUCCGGAGCGCAAGGUCGCCAUCUUGGGCGCCGCCGGCGGGAUUGGUCAACCCCUGUCCCUGCUCAUGAAGUUAAACCCUCUCGUUACCAGGCUCGCACUCUACGAUAUCGCCGGAACCCCCGGCGUCGCCGCUGAUGUCAGCCACAUCAACACCCCAGCCGAGGUUGCUGGAUACGCUUCAGAGGAGCAGCUAGGGAAAGCUUUGGAGGGAUCUGAUCUCGUCAUCAUCCCCGCUGGAGUCCCGAGGAAGCCUGGGAUGACGAGGGAUGAUCUCUUUAACAUUAACGCGGGGAUCGUCAAGUCUCUCUGCACUGCCAUCGCUAAGUACUGCCCUAAUGCUCUUGUUAAUAUGAUAAGCAAUCCUGUGAACUCGACGGUGCCGAUUGCAUCGGAGGUUUUCAAGAAGGCUGGUACUUAUGAUGCCAAGAAGUUGUUUGGUGUUACCACGCUCGAUGUUGUGAGAGCCAAGACCUUUUAUGCUGGCAAGGCCAAGGUUCCAGUUUCUGAGGUUAAUGUUCCUGUUGUUGGUGGGCAUGCGGGUAUAACUAUCUUGCCACUGUUCUCCCAGGCAACUCCAUCCACUAAUGCUUUGUCAGAGGAGGAUAUACAUGCUCUUACAAAGAGAACACAAGAUGGUGGUACUGAGGUGGUGGAAGCAAAGGCUGGCAAGGGAUCUGCAACUUUGUCUAUGGCCUAUGCCGGAGCUGUCUUUGCUGAUGCAUGCUUAAAGGGUCUUAAUGGGGUUCCAGACAUUGUGGAAUGUUCCUUUGUGCAAUCGACAGUUACUGAGCUACCUUUCUUUGCCUCAAAGGUGAGGCUGGGGAAAAAUGGAGUUGAGGAGGUACUCGGGUUGGGCCCCCUGUCAGACUUUGAGAAGCAGGGUUUGGAAAACCUCAAGGCUGAGCUCAAAUCCUCUAUCGAGAAGGGCAUCAAGUUUGCCAAGGAGAACUGAUCAAAUUAGCUAAACCAAUUAGGUUCCUUGAAAAUCUUAGUUUUGCAUUUGUAUGUUUUGAGGGGUGAUUCACCCAUCACUUGUCUGUUAAAAUUACAGAGAUUUUUGCAGUCCGGCUGUUUGGUUCCAGAACUGUAUCAAUAAAAUGUAUGCAAUUUGUUUAAGAGGAACACUAGAACGUUUACUGGGUGCAUCAGUAGGUAAUGCGACUAGACUUUCCGAUUUGAUUUUA